AUGAAAUCUUCAAAUAACAAUCUGCCUAUAGAUAAAGGAUGGGCUUGGGUCAUAGUGAUUGGUGGUUUUUUCAACACGUUCCUUAUGGUUGGUAUAGCUAAAUCAUUUGGUUUAUUAGUAGAAGAAUUUAUUCGAACUUUUGAAGUAUCUACAGCAAUGGCAACUAUGGUCAUUAGUGUUUCUGGUAUUGUUUAUGCAUUUUGUGCUCCUUUGUGUAUUGUAUUGGGAGAACAUUUUACAGCACGGCGUGUAGUUAUGUUGGGUGGAUUAAUAGCUUUGAUUGGUAUUUCUAUAAGCAGUUUAUUAAUCAGUAUGACAUUUGUUAUCUGUUUUAUGGGUGUAGGAUUUGGUAUAGGUAAUUCAGCAGUAUAUGGUAAUAGUUUAGUGAUGGUUGGUCAAUAUUUUAGAAAGAGAAGAACUCUAGCUAACGGAAUUACAGUAGCCGGUGCUAGUAUAGGACAGUUUACUUUACCACCUUUAAUACAGUUUCUAGUAGAUACCUAUUCUUUAAGUGGAACAUUACUAAUACUCAGUGCAAUAUAUUUCAAUGUUACAGUAUGUGGUUCUUUAUUUAGACCCACUUCAUUUUACCUCCAAAAAUCUCAUAAUAUUCAGAAAAGUUCAACAAACAAUGUGCUGGCAGAGGAAGUGCAAAAUGAGGUGUCAGAUCCGCUUAUUUCAAAUUCUCUCAACGCAAUAAAAAAGGAUGUGAAAUUACGUGCUCUAAUGGCCAGUACUGGUAGUAUAAUGUUGGAAGAGGAGAUAGAAAUAGAAGACUCUAAUGACAUUAACCAAGACGAAAAGGAUAAUUCCUCUAGAACUUCAUCUACUAAAUGUUUUUGUCAGAAAAUAUUUGACUUUAGUGUUUUAGUCAGACCAAUAAUUAUGUUCUAUGUAAUUAUAGCAUUUCUAAGUUUUUUUGGUUAUUUUAAUUUUAUUUUAUUUUUACCCCUACAUGUAAUUAGUAAAGGCAUUACAAAAUAUGACAAGGCUUUACUGAUCUCUAUUUGUGGGGUUGGAGAUUUGAUUGGUAGACUAGGUAGUGGUUAUUUUGGUGAUCUUAAUCUAAUAGCCAGAUAUAAGAUCAAAGCAAUUGCAGUUAUAUUUGUUGGAAUAGUUAUAUUGUUAUUUCUAGUAGCAGAUAAUUUUACAUUUUUAGCUGUUCUUUCUGCCCUCUAUGGAUUUUUUGGAGGUGUUUAUAUUAAUUAUAUUGCUAUAGUAUUGAUAGAUUUUGUUGGUUUGAAAAUUUUUCCCAAAGCUCUUGCUCUGGUCUUAUUGCUUCAAGGCAGUGGUGCAGCAGCAGGGCAACCAUUCUUAGGUUGGAUAAGAGAUGUAACUGGAUCGUUUGAAGUUGUUAUAAUUAUAUGUGGUGUAUUACCUAUUAUAGGGGGCAUUUUAUUACUUUGUUACCCAUUAAUUAAGAAAAGGGAUAAACAAACACAUCUUGACAUGACAUAG
This is a messenger RNA of Lottia gigantea (owl limpet), 1458 nucleotides long. RefSeq lists its product as hypothetical. The transcript has 5 exons. Lineage: Eukaryota; Metazoa; Mollusca; Gastropoda; Lottiidae. Gene Ontology annotation, molecular function: monocarboxylic acid transmembrane transporter activity. The record is from RefSeq and is a predicted model, not a curated record. Bases 1 to 1458 code for a protein of 485 amino acids. Gene Ontology annotation, biological process: transmembrane transport.